Messenger RNA from Cynoglossus semilaevis (tongue sole), 2500 nucleotides. It is a transcript of the gene tmem255a, whose product is annotated as transmembrane protein 255A. The transcript has 10 exons. The coding region runs from base 621 to 1661 and encodes 346 amino acids. NCBI's taxonomy places the organism in Eukaryota, Metazoa, Chordata, Actinopteri, Pleuronectiformes, Cynoglossidae. The record is from RefSeq and is a predicted model, not a curated record.
AUAAACAAAACAUGCAGAUUAGUUGGAUAAAAAUAUGAUAUUACAAAUUUUAAAGAAAUACAAAAAUAAUCCUCAAUUCAAUCCAAGUCAAUCCUGGGUUUUUUUUUCUUCUAAUUAAUUUAAUAAUUCUUUAAAAAUGUGCGUCUAGUCGUCUGCGUUGCUUUCUGUUUCUGUAUUAUUUUAUUUGCAUGUUUUUUUGUUUUUUGUUUUAAUCUCACCCUGACAUUCACUCACAUACGCGAGUCACUACGUGCGACAGCGUGACGGCAAGUGGUUUCCUUUUAUAUUUUCGGGUGUCGGUGACAUGCGCACCAGCGACCACAUAACAGCAGCAGCAGCAGCAACAACAGUGGCAGAAAGAACAGUAACUGAACCAGAAUCGCACACGCUGACUGCCAGCCAGCGAGCGAGCGACUGAGGACCGUACAGGAGUGCGCAGCGGCGGAGAAGGUGGAUGAGGAGGAGUCGGUGUGAGAGUGGAGCUCAGCCGUCUGCAGCUUCACUGUUACAAAACCCUCUUUGCUGCUCAUGCAGCUGCGGAUGCAGCUCGGAGCAGAACCCUCGCGGAUUCUCGCCGGGAUUAUAAUCUGUGAGGAGAAGCUCCUCUUGUGGACGAAGAAAUGCCUGCAGCAGCUCAGGGCCUUCAGUCCAGCAGACUCACCCUGUCAGAGACCAGCAUGGGCUCUUUUAAGAGAAGGAAGAGGAAAUCAAUCAUUGUGACGGCGAUGCUUCUCAUCGUCUCUGUGCUCAUCCUAAUCUUUGGCCUGGCUGCGACCACCAGGACGCAGAACAUCACCGUGGGUGGUUACUACCCCGGAGUCAUUCUCGGCUUCGGUUCUUUCCUGGGAAUCAUCGGAGCUCAUUUAAUCGAGAACAAGCGGCAGAUGUUGGUGGCGUCCAUUGUCUUCAUCAGUUUCGGAGCGGUGGCUGCCUUCUGCUGUGCAAUCGUGGAUGGGGUUUUCGCCGCGAGACACAUCGACCUCAGGCCUCUGUACGCCGGUCGAUGUGAAUAUCACUCCAGUGACACGGCGUCUGAACGGGAUGUCCCCUGCCAGACGUCCUCUCGUACGUACUGUAACCUGCGAGUGAAGAGCAACACCUGUUACUGCUGUGACCUGUACCACUGUGGCAAAGAACAGCCUCUUAUGGGACUUCAGAAUAAAGAUGUUUUGAAAAAGUUUAGGAAAUCAUCCAUGGUUUGGAAGUCCAGCCGCGUAGAGGUGCUCGGGGGUUAUCACGAGUACACCGACGUAAACAGCUGCCAGGACGUGGUCCAUCUCUACCACCUGCUGUGGUCGGCCACCAUUCUCAACAUCGUGGCCCUCUUCCUGGGCAUCAUCACUGCUGCAGUGCUUGGAGGCUUCAAGGAUAUGACGCCGUCGGCAGUGUCGGAGAGCUCAUCUGAACCCGAGGCCAUCACAGCUGCUCCUCCAGAACCUGCUCCACCUACCACUUCUGUUCACUCAUUUUACAACAGCGCCCCCUGCCUGCCACCAUACACUGCCUACGACCUGCAGGGUACCUACAUAUUCCCGGACUCAUCUGGUCUCUCGGAUGAUUCCCAGUCUGGAGCGAGUCACCUGUGGCCUACGUUGGUCCCUCCACGUUACUCCCCUCCUCACAAACAUCCCGAUGAGAAACCACCGCCGUACAGUCCAUAAGGAAACUUCCUGAGGUUCUCCGAGUAGUUGUCACAUGUCAAGUGUGUGCGGAACCUUUAAGUUUGUUUCCUCCGAGUGGAGCUGACUUUGAAACGAUCGCAAGAUUUUAGAAACAGGGAGGAAAAAAAAAAAAAAGAUCCGUGUUCUAGAGCAUGGUUCGCAAUCUGGACGCAGUCGUCAACCACACGAAGGCGAUGGGAUAACCAGUUCAAAUGAGAAUUUUUUUUCACAAUUCUGUAUUUGCUUUAAUGCUAUUGGACUUCCUAUUCUGCAGAACUUGGACCUGCUCCUCCAGAUUCCACUUGAAGAACACGUCCUCCCUCAGCUGGUACUGACGACACAUCCCUGUUUUUUUCAGGACCUGAACCAGACUUUCUCAUACACCAUAGGUGAGAAAUGUAUUUGUGUAUGUCCUGAAUCUCGAUCACAGUUCAAUCCUAGAGUUGAAUUUUUAUUUUAUGGUUUUGUGAAUACUGACACGAAACAUUGUUUCCACAGUUAUGUACCGUGGAUUUUUUAUAAUUCUCCCAGGAACUAAAAAAAACAAACAAACAAAACAGUUCGCCCUAAAUGCGGCAAAAUUAAGUUUUGGCUUUGGAAUCAAGCCGUUUAGCAAAAAAAGAUAAAUAAAUGGCUAACGCUAACGCGUUACUUGCUAACUACCGUAGUGAAAGCAAGAGCCGAUAUUUAGCUGAAGUAAGAGGAACGGUAAUUGAGAGUCAGCUUGGUAGGACGCAUGCUUACAUGGAAGAUAAAUAAGAGAUAGACACUUAGCAGAAUUAGCUCGUCGUCGUUAAUGAACACAAAGACUGAGGAAAUACCUUAGCCAAAGACAGACA